Molecule: messenger RNA, 597 nt
Organism: Rotaria sordida
Lineage: Eukaryota; Metazoa; Rotifera; Eurotatoria; Philodinida; Philodinidae
Source: the annotation of a GenBank genome assembly
AUGUCAUAUAAUGAUGAAAAACCUAAUGAAUCAAUAAAAAAGAAACGUGGACGACCAAAAGGUUCAAUAAAAUCAUUAACCAAAGAAAAAAAUCAAGUAGAUAUUGAAAUAAAAGAAGAAAAACACGAAAUUGAACCAAUAUUAAAUCAUAAUGAAACAAAUGAUGUAUUGAUACAAAGAAAACCUGGACGACCAAAGAGUUUAACAAAGCAAAUCGAUACAAAUAUAAACGAAAGCGUUGAAUUUACACCAAUUGAAUAUGAAAAACCUGAAGAAUUAAUAAGGAAAAAGCGUGGUCGACCAAAAGGUUCAAUAAAAUCAUUAAACAAUACAAAAAAUCAAAUCGAAUUAGAAAUAAAAAAUGAACCAAAAGAAGAAAUCAUAACACCAGCUCGUCGAGGUAGAAAACGUAAAAUUAUUAUGGAAGACAACAGUAAUGAUGAAAAUUCUAAAAUCGAAGAUAAUGAUAAACAACAUGAAGAAUCAUUUAUUGACGAUACAAAUCUUUCUGUUGUACGUCGAUCAUCACGACCACGAAAAGCACCAACAAUAGAAGUGACAUCUGUUAUCUCUUCGAAAACUGUGUCACAGGUAUGA